Pestalotiopsis fici W106-1 is the source of this 987-nucleotide messenger RNA. RefSeq lists its product as uncharacterized. Gene Ontology annotation, molecular function: hydrolase activity. The transcript is spliced from 7 exons. Lineage: Eukaryota; Fungi; Ascomycota; Sordariomycetes; Amphisphaeriales; Sporocadaceae. The record is from RefSeq and is a predicted model, not a curated record. The coding region runs from base 1 to 987 and encodes 328 amino acids.
AUGGCGGAUCGAUACAAUUCACCAUACCAUCACUUGGGAAAUCCAUAUCCGGAGUGGGUCGAGUUUUAUACCAAACAGCCCGAUCGAGUGCCCCAGUUGGUUGGCUCGCCCAAGGAGAUGCGAGAUGUAAUGCAAUUCUUGAAAGCAAAGGCAACGAGUAUGGUGCCGCCAAUGGAAGAUGGCAUUACUGUACAGAAUCUCUCCUAUCCUGCCGCCGAUGGCGCCCAAAUACCCCUUAGGCUGUACACACCUUCUGGAAGAACCAAUCCCGGCCCGGCCAUUGUUUAUAUCCACGGCGGCGGCUGGACGCUCGGAGAUCUUGAAGGAGAAGAUCUGUCUUGUCGCUCAAUGUGUCUGCAUGCCGACUGCGUGGUGGUGAGCAUGGACUAUCGGCUUGCACCUGAACACCAGUUUCCAAUUGGUCUUGAGGACGUCUGGGCCGCCGUUACCAUCGAAAACGCCGCGCAUAUUCUUGUGGACGUGAACUGUCUAAUUAUUGGCGGUUCAAGUUCUGGCGGCAACAUGGCUGCCGUGUUAGCUCACAGGGCCCGGGAUCGUGGGAUCUGUCUCAAAGGUCAAAUACUUCGCAUUCCAUCAGUCUGUCACAUUGAUGUUUAUCCUCCAAACCUCAACCUUUGGAGCAUGGAAGAACUAAAAGAUGCUCCUCUCUUGUCCAAAAGAUCCAUGGAGCUUUUUUGGAGCUAUUAUAACCCUUCCAAUCCGGCCAAUCCGGACGCUUCACCUCUCUUGCGGGAAAGCUUUGCGGGACUCGCCCCGGCUUAUGUGCAGAUUGCCGGUAUGGAUCCGCUCCGUGAUGAAGGUCUCGCAUACGUCGACAAAUUGCAGCAGGCCAAUGUUCAAGUCAAGUUGGAUGUCUAUCCGGGCUUUCCUCAUGCUUUUGGCUACUUCCCAGAGCUUCCAUCGGCAAGAACACUGGAGAGAGAUCUUCUCAAAGCCAUCAGAGAGAUGAUUGAUCGUGAAACCUGA